AUGCUUGCUAAAGGGUUUGCUUUGCUUCCAAAUCCUAGUACAAGGGCAACUUUAAAACCAGAAGCUCGUGAAGAAAGAAAAUCGUCAUUGGUUGGUGGUAAGAGAAGAGAAGAUGUUGGUUCCGUAACAAGAAGAGAAUCUGAUAAUCAUAUGGCCAUUAACAACACAGAAUCAGAGAUUUUCAUGAAGGUUACUACAAAUGAUAAACGUUCCCUUUUACACAUGGAGAACUUGACCCUCCCCUCGGUAGGUUUACUGAUAUACUCUGCAAUUCACUCUCCAUAG
Sphenostylis stenocarpa is the source of this 285-nucleotide messenger RNA. Lineage: Eukaryota; Viridiplantae; Streptophyta; Magnoliopsida; Fabales; Fabaceae. The record is from the annotation of a GenBank genome assembly.